Molecule: messenger RNA, 1269 nt
Organism: Penicillium waksmanii
Lineage: Eukaryota; Fungi; Ascomycota; Eurotiomycetes; Eurotiales; Aspergillaceae
Exons: 4
Coding region: 1-1269 (422 amino acids)
Biological process (GO): actin filament bundle assembly; actin cortical patch localization
Cellular component (GO): actin cortical patch
Molecular function (GO): phosphatidylinositol binding; actin filament binding
Source: RefSeq, a predicted model, not a curated record
AUGCUAUGUGAGACCACCACAAUCUCACUAUCCGUCGACUAUUGCGACCGGUCUGAGGUACUAGCGUGCAAAGAGGGUGCAGAAAUUGCUGAGCAUUCCGAAAGCAUCCCAAACACACAACAAGAGGUUAUUCUUUGGGAUGUAUGGGUGUCGCGGUCCUUUAAAGUUCGAAACUCAGACUGGAAUCGAGACGAAAAUGCAUUUCAGUAUGUAUACCAGCCAUUCUUGAUGCUUUCUCAGCCUGCUGUUCUCGUGACGACUAUUGUAUUCGGCCUAACGAUUGGAUGGACCGUUGCCCGCUCCUUUGUCUUUUCCAAUGUCUUCCAAGAGCCACCUAUGUUGUGGACUGCAAGAGCUAUCGGCUUUUUCAAUAUUGCUCCUUUGACUGGACUGAUUGUCGCCUCACUGGCUAGCGAAUGCGAGAAGGCUAGUUUUCUCGGCUCCGCUCGCUUGGGGUCUGGCUUGAUCGUCGCUCGCCUACCUGAUGGCCGCUGGUCUGCCCCAUGUGCUCUGAUGACCGGAGGGGCUGGGGUUGGGGGCCUCUUUGGCUUAGAGCUGACAGAUUUUGUUUUUGUUCUUACAAGCGAUGAGGCCGUGAAUGCGCUGGCUACAUUUGGUUCGUUAACUUUGGGAUUAAAUAUAUCGAUGGCUGCCGGCCCUAUGGGACGUACUGCCGAGGCAACUGGUACAGCUAGUAGGAAAGGCGUGGCGAGCAUGCUCUCAUACUCUAAGACUCGCGGCCUGUACGGCGGUGUCUCGCUUGAAGGCGGAGUCCUGCUGGAACGGGCCGAUGCAAAUAAGAAGAUUUAUGGACGGAAAGUCACCGCAAAGGAGUUGCUCCGUGGGGACAUCACGCCGCCCCCAGAAACUGCGUCACUUAUGCGGACUCUGAACUCGCCGUGUUUCUCUUCUGAGCCUGCUGUUGUGUCUCCGGUUGAAGCUACUACAGAUAAUCGUCCGAACAAUGUUCAGACGGAAAGCGUGGCGUUACCUUCUCAAACGCCAUAUGUGCCACCCACGGGAACCUAUGAGCCCAAUGGCCAGAUUUCUCCUCAAAGGGCUGAGCUGCAUACUGACCCUCCAUCUGAUACCUUCGAACUGUCAGGUGGUGACCCGCAGGACAGGCCCGUUGAGUUGGAGUCUACUGUUUCACCUUUAUCUCAGCUACCUCCGCAAACUACUGGCGAUACCUGGCCGCCAUCUGUAUCACCGCUAUCCGCCUCGGAUAUGCCUCAUACCCCACAUGAAGCUACAGCCCGGGGGCCUUGA